Sarcophilus harrisii (Tasmanian devil) is the source of this 6403-nucleotide messenger RNA. RefSeq names its product par-3 family cell polarity regulator (gene PARD3). The coding region runs from base 574 to 4653 and encodes 1359 amino acids. Lineage: Eukaryota; Metazoa; Chordata; Mammalia; Dasyuromorphia; Dasyuridae. The record is from RefSeq and is a predicted model, not a curated record. Gene Ontology annotation, cellular component: adherens junction; apical plasma membrane; apical junction complex. Gene Ontology annotation, molecular function: phosphatidylinositol binding; protein binding. Gene Ontology annotation, biological process: establishment of centrosome localization; microtubule cytoskeleton organization; cell adhesion. The transcript has 25 exons.
UCCCCCCAUUCUCCAUUCCCUCCCUCCUCGCCGAGCAGCAGUGGGUGCGAGCAGCUUAAGGAGCAGCCGCCGCCGCCUGGAAGGAGCGCGCAGGAGACACCGAACAGGUGGCUAGAGGCAGGGAGAGCGAGCCUCUCGGGGCUGGGGAGCGAGCGAGUGGAAGAGAGGCAGCCGCCGCCGCCGCCGCGCUGAGCAUGCCAGCCUAAGGGCCGCCCGCGCCGGCAGCGUCUCCGCUCCUCUAGCGCGCUCGCCGGCUCUCCCCGCUGAGCUCGGGAAGCGCCUGUUGUGCAGCCUCCCCCACCCCCACCCAAGCUCACCCGACCCCUCCUCUCCCCCGGGCUCAGUCCCGCAGCUCGCUCUCUCUUACACACACACAUACACACGCUCACACCGUGCAACUGUGUGCCACAACAUUGCACUGGGCGGAGACGUUACACCGCCUCCUCCUCCUUUUCCUCCUCCUCCUCCUCCUCCCGCGGAGUUGUCGCUUUGGGGAGGGGGUUUGGGGAGGAGGGAGGGGGCCCCCAGAGACCAGAGCGGAGGGACCGCGGCGGCGGCUGCGACAGCGGCAGCAUGAAAGUGACCGUGUGUUUCGGGCGGACCCGGGUGGUCGUACCGUGUGGAGAUGGGAAUAUGAAAGUUUCCAACCUCAUCGAACAAGCGGUGACUCGUUACAAGAAGGCCAUCGCCAAGGAUCCAAGUUAUUGGAUAAAAGUUCAUCGUUUGGAGCAUGGUGAUGGUGGGAUCCUUGAUCUUGAUGAUACCCUCUGUGAUGUAGCUGAUGACAAAGACAGACUGGUCGCUAUAUUUGAUGAACAAGAUCCACACCAUGGAGGUGAUGGCACCAGCGCGAGUUCUACUGGCACUCAGAGUCCAGAGAUUUUUGGCAGUGAGCUUAGCGCCAACAAUGUUUCAGCCUUUCAGCCCUACCAAGCAGCAAGUGAAAUUGAGGUCACGCCUUCCGUUCUUCGUGCAAAUAUGCCUCUUCAUGUACGACGAAGCAGUGACCCUGCAUUAAUUGGCCUUGCAACCUCUAUCAGUGAUAAUAAUUUUUCCUCUGAAGAGCCAUCACGGAAAAACCCCACACGCUGGUCCACAACAGCUGGUUUCCUCAAGCAAAACACUUCUGGGAGCCCUAAUACUCGUGAUAGAAAGAAAGAUGAAAACUACCGAAGCCUUCCACGGGAUACUAGUAACUGGAAUAACCAGUUUCAGAGAGAUAAUGCUCGUUCAUCAUUGAGUGCCAGUCAUCCCAUGGUGGACAAGUGGUUGGAAAGGCAAGAACAGGAUGAAGAUGGGACGGAGGAGGACAAUAGCCGUGUAGAACCAGUUGGACAUGCUGAUACUGGUUUGGAGAAUGCCACUAAUCUUUCACUGGAUGAUAUGGUAAAGCUCGUAGAAGUCAACAACAACGGUGGAGGGCCUCUGGGAAUCCAUGUAGUGCCUUUCAGUGCUCGAGGCGGAAGAACUCUGGGGUUAUUAGUGAAACGACUGGAAAAAGGUGGUAAAGCUGAACAAGAAAACCUUUUUCAUGAGAAUGAUUGUAUUGUCAGCAUUAAUGAUGGAGAUCUUCGCAACAGAAGAUUUGAACAAGCAAAAGAUAUGUUUCGCCAAGCCAUGUGUGCACCCAUCAUUUGGUUUGAAGUGGUCCCUGCGGCAAAGAAAGAACAAUAUGAACAACUAUCUCAAAGUGAGAAGAACAAUUACUACCCUAACCGCUUCAACCCUGAUAUACAAUAUAUGGAUAACAAGAGUGUUAAUAGUGCAGGACUUUCUGCUCUCCAAAGAAUCCCCAGACUGAAUAAUCAAGCUGACCAAACAGACUCUUAUUCACAACUACCUCAUAGUGCCAACAUAGCAGGAAAACUGCCAUCAACUGUAUCUCCCUCACAGCAAAAUGUCCUUAGUCCAACGCAAAGCAGUGGUUAUAGCACCAAAAAAAUAGGGAAAAAGCUUAAUAUCCAGCUUAAGAAAGGUUCAGAAGGUUUGGGUUUUAGCAUCACUUCCAGGGAUGUACUAGUUGGUGGCUCAGCUCCAAUUUAUGUGAAAAAUAUCCUCCCAAGAGGGGCUGCUAUUCAAGAUGGUAGACUAAAAGCCGGAGAUAGGCUUGUGGAGGUAAAUGGGUUAGAUUUAACAGGAAGAACCCAAGAGGCAGUUGUUGCCUUGCUACGAAGCACCAAGAUGGGAGGAACUGUGAGCCUUCUUGUCUUUCGUCAGGAAGAAGCCUUCCAUCCAAGGGAAAUGAAUGCAGAACCAAGUCAGAUGCAGAUUGCCAAAGAAACGAAACCAGAAGAUGAAGAUCUUGUUCUUACACCUGAUGGCACUAGGGAAUUUCUGACAUUCGAAGUUCCCCUUAAUGACUCUGGAUCUGCUGGACUUGGAGUCAGUGUUAAAGGUAACCGGUCAAAAGAGAACCAUGCAGAUUUGGGGAUCUUUGUCAAGUCCAUUAUCAAUGGAGGAGCAGCAUCCAAGGAUGGAAGGCUUCGAGUAAAUGAUCAACUGAUAGCAGUAAAUGGAGAAUCCCUGUUGGGCAAGACAAACCAAGAUGCCAUGGAAACACUAAGAAGGUCCAUGUCUACCGAGGGAAACAAGCGGGGAAUGAUUCAGCUUAUUGUAGCAAGGAGAAUAAGCAAAUCCAAUGAGGCAAAAUCACCUGGGAGCCCCUCUGGGCCAGAACUGCCUAUUGAAACUGUACUGGAUGACAGGGAAAGAAGAAUUUCCCACUCCCUCUACAGUGGGAUUGAGAGUCUUGAUGAAUCUCCCACAAGAAAUGCUGCACUCAGUAGGAUAAUGGGUAAAUACCAGCUGUCUCCAACAGUGAAUAUGCCCCAAGAUGACACUGUUAUCAUAGAAGAUGACAGAUUGCCAGUACUUCCUCCUCAUCUUUCGGACCAAUCAUCCUCUAGCUCCCAUGAUGAUGUGGGAUUUGCAAUAACAGAUGCAGGAGCAUGGGCUAAAGCCACAAUUAGUGAUUCAGCAGACUGUUCAUUGAGUCCAGAUGUUGAUCCAGUUCUUGCUUUUCAACGAGAAGGAUUUGGACGCCAGAGUAUGUCAGAAAAACGCACAAAACAAUUUUCAGAUGCCAGUCAAUUGGAUUUCGUUAAAACACGAAAAUCAAAAAGCAUGGAUUUAGGUAUAGCUGACGAGACUAAACUCAGUACUGUGGAUGACCAGAAAACAGGUUCCCCCAGCAGAGAUGUAGGACCUUCGUUAGGCUUGAAAAAAUCCAGCUCAUUAGAGAGUCUUCAGACAGCUGUUGCUGAGGUGACUUUGAAUGGUGACAUUCCUUUCCAUCGUCCUCGCCCGCGGAUAAUCCGAGGACGUGGCUGCAAUGAGAGCUUCAGAGCAGCAAUUGACAAAUCCUAUGAUAAACCUGCUGCAGAUGAAGAUGAUGAAGGCAUGGAGACUUUGGAAGAAGACACAGAAGAAAGUUCAAGAUCAGGAAGAGAAUCUGUUUCCACAGCAAGUGAUCAACCAUCCCACUCUCUGGAGAGACAAAUGAAUGGAAACCAAGAGAGAGGAGAUAAGAGUGAUAGGAAAAAAGAAAAAACUGGAAAAGAGAAAAAGAAAGACAGGGAUAAAGAAAAAGACAAAAUGAAGGUCAAGAAAGGAAUGCUGAAGGGUUUAGGAGACAUGUUCAGGUUUGGCAAACAUCGAAAAGAUGACAAGAUUGAGAAAUCGGGUAAAAUAAAAAUACAGGAAGCCCUUACUUCAGAAGAGGAGAGAAUACGAAUGAAGCAAGAACAGGAGAGGAUUCAGGCCAAAACUCGAGAAUUUCGAGAAAGACAAGCUAGAGAGCGUGACUAUGCUGAAAUCCAUGAUUUUAAUCGGACUCUUGGUGGGGAAGGUGACUCAUCAUAUGCUGGACUGUCUUCCUAUGAAACCUCUAUGAACAGUGGGGCAAUGACUUUCAAUGCCAGGCCCCAGAGCCCCAGAGAAGGACAAACCAUGGAUGCUUUAUAUGCCCAAGUAAAGAAGCCACGAAAUUCCAAACCUUCAUCAGUAGACAGCAACAGAUCAACUCCUAGCAACCAUGAUCGGAUACAGCGUCUGAGGCAAGAAUUUCAGCAAGCAAAGCAGGAUGAAGAUGUGGAAGAUCGAAGGCGGACCUAUAGUUUUGAACAACCCUGGCCAAACACUAAAGUAUAUACCCAGAGUGGAAGACAUUCAGUUUCUGUGGAAGUACAGAUGCAGAGGCAGAGGCAAGAAGAACGAGAAAGCUUCCAGCAAGCCCAGCGCCAAUACAGUUCGUUACCUAGGCAAAGUAGAAAAAAUGCCAGCUCUGUAUCUCAAGAUUCCUGGGAACAGAACUAUUCUCCUGGAGAAGGCUUCCAGAGUGCAAAGGAGAAUCCCAGAUACUCCAGCUAUCAGGGCUCAAGAAAUGGCUACAUGGGAGGGCAUGGAUUCAAUGCCAGGGUGAUGUUGGAAACCCAGGAACUUCUUCGCCAGGAACAGAGGCGGAAAGAACAGCAGCUGAAAAAAAAGCCUCCUUCUGAUGGACCUAACAACUAUGACUCAUACAAGAAAGUCCAGGACCCUAAUUAUGGCCCUCCCAAAGGUCCUUUCCGGCAAGAUGUGCCCCCCUCCCCAUCUCAGGUAGCCAGGUUAAACAGAUUGCAAACCCCAGAAAAAGGAAGACCAUUUUAUUCUUGAGUGGGUGAGGGGGCAUAUACCUCCAUGCAAUGCAAUAAAGGAACAUUUUCCUAUGAACUUGUAUUUGGGAAAGUUUUUAAAAAACUUGAUGGUACUAUGGAAUCUCUCUGUUGUCUGAAUCAGUGCCUUUAGUGAUAUGGGCAAAGGAGUGGUGGGCCUUAAUGUCUUUGCCACUGUCUCAAGUGUUAUUUUCAUGGAAGGAUUUUCCCUCGCCAAUUGACAAUCGUCCUGUUAAGUACGCUAAGCAUCUCCCCUGGGUAUUGACCAUCUUUGCCCAGUCCAUUAGCUGUCAAUGACUCAUUAUUAGGGUUUGCAGCAAUGUGUUCUACUCUGCAGUGGGUUUUUAUUACAACAGACUAUCCAGCCUUGCAGAAUAAAACGAACCUGGAAUUGGGGAUGGUAUUUCUCUAUCUUUCUUUCUUUUAAUUCCUCUUGGGAGACAGGUGAGCCCAAAAGAACAAGAUCUACCAGAAAUUUCAGCUUUAAGCUAUUUCUAAGUGAGAUCAUUUAUGGUACUUUUUGAUCAAUAUUUAAGUAUUGAAAUACGGUUUUCCCUUCUUCAUCUAAUAUUCUUUUCAAGACAAAUCUCCUUUAUUCUAAUUCAAAAACAAAAAUCACACUGUGACACUUUUCAAUUAUGGUAAGGCUCCUUUUACAUUUGUUUUAUAUCACCUAGAAUCUUAUCAAGAAGGAAAGCAUCGAAGACCACAUAUAUUUAUAAAUACAAGUUCCCAAUCAAAUCCAUAGUGACAGUUUGCUUUUUCACUGUCAUUUAUCAUAAGGAAAGAGGACAACAGGGAUGGGAUGUUGGAGGAGGGGCAGCCACAUCUGCUUUCAAAUGCAUUUUGUUGUAUGAAAAAGGUAUUGGGAAAAGAAGGAGAAAGAACUCUCCCAGAAUGUGUUCAGAGUCCAAUAUAUGAUGAUAAGUACUUUAAUUAGUUUUUGUUUUGACAGGUCUGGGAGGGGAGGACCAAGAGCAGGACAAAGAAAUCAGAUAGUCACUUUGGAGAUCUAAAAGCUAAUUUGUUUUCUACCUUUUUUUUUCUGAAGUCUUGUUAUAAUUGACAUUUGGUCUGUAGUUCCUUAUUUAAGAAAAAUCUAUAUUGUGAUACCACAUUUAAAUUUUUUUUUACACGGAUGAAGAAAAUAAAGGAUAUGCCGAAGGAAAUUGUCAUAGAUCCUACCAAAUCCACAUCAGUGUCCAAAAAUGAAAUCACAAAAACAACACGAUUGCUCUUAAUAAGCAUCAUUUUUCAUGUGUACAAUGAGCAGGAGAAUCUCUAAUGCAACAGUUGUUUUUAUAUUUGUGGGUCUGAUCUUCAUGUAUGUAAAACAGAGCUGGGUUGCUAAAGUGCCUGCAAAUCCUGAUGUAAAGGAAGGGGAAGCUUGAGGUUAAAGCUCAGCAUAUCAUGUACAAAAAAUGAAAAAGGGGAGGAUAAAAAGCAGAAUCAUGUAUUGUGGAAUCUAAAAUAUGCCUAUUUUUUUUACUGGCACAUUUUAUUUUUGUGGCUUUCCCCCUCCCUCCCGCUCCCCAAACCUAUGUGAAACUAUGUGAAGCCAGCUUCAUGUACCUGUGUCUUUUAUGCCUAAUUGUUAAUGGUUUUGUUUGUUAAUAAUGUGCGACAGUGUUUAAAAGGUGUCACUAAUGUAAGUACGGUGACAGCAGCUCUUUCACACAGCCAUUGUGCUCUUGUGGGAAACAGCUUUCCCUGUACAUAUGAGACUUAUAAUAAAAGGCUUAUUUCUGUUC